GCCAAUACUGGUUGGGCCGUCCUCUUGAACUUGGCUUUGCUCGUGAAACCAUAUAUGUCUGGGGUUUUGAUACGUCUAUAAAAUUUGACCAGAUCCACAGCUCCCUGGAAGAGCUUUUCUCAACCUGCGGAAAGAUCUUAUGGAUGGACAUUCCAACAUUUCCUUACACUAAUGUUACAUUGGGGUGGAAAUCGCUGGAGCAUAUAAAACAGUUGUUGCCAGUCACCUCAAAUUCCGUGAAUAAGUCUGAACUGAUUGAGUUCUUUUAGCAGGCUGGGGAAGUUGUUGAAGCGCGCUAUAGGUUUGAACAUUGCAAGGGAACCUGAUUUAUUGAGUUUGCAACUGAAGAAGCUGUAAACAAGGCAUUAGAGUUGGAUGGAAAAUACUUGUGUGAUAGGGAUAUUAAAAUUCGACCUCUAAUGGAAAUCAAUGGAGCAUCGAUAACACUUGUUGCCAAGAACCUAUCAUUUUCCACUACUGAAUCUGAUGUGGUCGAGUUCUUUAAACAGGCUGGGGAAAUUGUUGAUGUGCGUUUCUCGUUAGAUCACAAUGGAAAUUGUUGGGGAAAUUGCCAUAUUGAGUUUGCAACUGCAGAAGCUGCUAUGAAGGCAGCUGAGUUAAAUGGCGAAUACUUGUUGGGCCGUCCUGUUGUAGUUGGCUUUACUCGUGAAACCAAGGUUUUGAUACUUCUUUAGGAUUUGACCAGGUCCAGAGCUCCCUAGUAGAGCUUUUAUCAACUUGUGGAGAGAUCUCAUGGAUGCACAUUCCAACAUUUUGUUACACUGGUAUUCCUCGAGGGAUUGCUUUCAUGGAGUUUUUUGAUUCCCGAGAUAUCCACAAAGCUCUUGCGGUGAAUGGACAUAAACUAGGUGAUUCCACCUUGACAGUUAAAGAUGCUAUGCCAGUUUGACUUGAUGUUCAACCAACAGGUGUUAGCAUGAGACUUCGUGGAAGACGUGCUGGCAUAGGAAAAGAUGGAAACAUCUACCAUCUUCCAUCAGGAAAGAAAACUAAAUUUGAUGAUGAUUAUUAACCUGAAGGAGGAACAAGGCGGAAUUCGGGGUGAAUGGCCGGCGAUCCAACAGAAAUGAUAUGUCUAGUACUGUGUGCGCACUUAAAAUUGUAUAUUUGGUGAUGUUAUAUUUUUGCUUGUAAGUAAGUCAUGAACCAAGUAAGAAAAUUCACCAUAAAACCUCUAGGUUCAGUGCAGCAAAAAUUGUAGGGAAGUUUUAGGGUUCAGUCUUCAGAAUUCUUAGAAGCUUUUCAUAUAUUUAGACCAUGUGAACUGUUUUCUCAUCUUGUAGAAAACCUGGUAGUACGAGAUUGCACUUGAGGCCUGUUAUUGUAAACAAAUUUACAUUAAUGGGAAUAAUGAAGCUGAACUAUGUGCUGUACGCGAUGGUCUCAAGGUUGCUGUGGAUCUUGGAAUACAGAAGGUGGAAAUUGAAAGCUGUUCCAGUUUCGCAGUCCAAAUGUGUGAAGGGGCAGUCAGAUCCCAUGGAAAAUGCCAAGACUUGCCGAAGAUAUCAACAUUUUGAAGAACAAGUUCUCAAGUAUUCUGUUCAGGCGUCAAUAUAGAGAGUGGAAUGGUGUGGUUGAUUGUCUUGCAAAGUCUGCUGGAAAAAAUGAAAUUGAAGCAAUGUGUGGAUACUCCACUUGCUAGACGUUUUUUUAACAGAAGAUGUCUGGUUGAGCUAUUCCUCAUGUUGGUAGGACUUCGGAGGAUAUGGCGCGCGUAUCAAGAACAAUGACUAGAUUGUAUUGGAAAACGGUCAAAAUUAAUUUUGGGUGAAAUACCUGUUGACCAAAGUCAAAAAGAAAGGUUCCCUCAUACUUUUUUUAAUUUUUUUUGUUCUCUAAAGAAGUAAAGAUGCACGGAUUGGAUUACCCAAAUCAAUCAGCAAAACCAUGAAAUUCAUUUCUCAAACAGAAAGCAAGCUGCGAACGCAUUUUUGAGGAGUACUUAACUAAUGCUCCUUGUAAAAAAACAGGUUGUUCUCUGGAAGACACGUGUAUUCCUGGAGGUUUCCAUUCUGCUGGCGCGCUCUAUAAAAACCAGUAUCCACCCGGGUUGUGACUAGCAACACUCUUUUGUUCCCGCUGUUGUAGGAUUGAAUUCGUUAAACAGGCUGGGGAAAUUGUUGAUGUGCGUUUCUCGUUACUUGAAAAUGGGGAUGUCAGGCGAACUUGCCAUAUUGAUUUUGCAACUGAAGAAGGUGCAAAGAAGGUAGACUUGAAUUCCCAGCUUAUGCUUUAGAAUUAGUCGAAAGUUCUGUAUUCAAAAUACUACUCGUAAUUAAUUUACCAUUGCAGGCAGUUGAGUUGGAUGGCGAAUACUCAUUGGGCCAUCCUGUUGUACUUGGCUUUGCUCGUGAAACCAUAUUUGUACGAGGUUUUGAUACUUCUUUAGGACCUGACCAGGUAUAGAAAGACCAUGCAAUAUGCAUAGCUUAGUUUUAUCAACUUGCCGAGAGAUCUCAUGCAUGCACAUUCCUUGCAGUGCUGUUCCCAGGGGGAUCGCUUUCAUUUUGUUUUUUUGAUUGCCGAGGUUUCUCCAAAGCUCUUGCGAGUUGCGAUGAAUGGACAUAAACUUGGUGAUUUCACCUUGACAGUUGAAGAUGCAUCAACCUGCUGGUCCACAGGCCCAGAACUCAGAUCGGCUGUAUUACUCGAUUCCUCUCUCAACCAAAUCACUUUCUUCCAUUACCAGCUUCUUCUGCUAUGGUGGAAAUUUUUUCGAAGAGAAAGUUGAAGAAGAAACCAAAAGCUAAUAAACAGUGCAGAAACAAAAUCCAGAAGAUAGAUGAUUAUAUUUCAGAUGAUGAUACGAAGGAGAAAAUCAAUGUCAUUGAUUAUCUCUCAGAAGAUAUCUGGUUUGUGAUAUUCACUUAUCUUCCUCUAAAAUUAAUCUUUCAGUUGAAACUUAUUUCUAAACAAUGAUAUCUUCUAAUCUCUGGCACUAAUUUUAUGACCGGGAGAUUAAAUCUAUGCACUUUCUUUUAUAAACUUCGUCGACCUCUUAGUCCUUACCAAACAAUUCCGAUCGUAUUUUCUUCAAAUACGGAUUCUUCUGAUUAUCUCAUAUCUGAUCAAGAGUAUAUCCGUGAUGGGUUUUCUUUUGAUUACCUUCCAGAAAAUGCACAAGAACAACGAUGUGUUUUAGGUCCUUGCCGAUUCUUUUUAGGUUAUAGAAGAUGUGUUUUAAGUGCUAGCAAUGGUUUGCUUCCCUUUCGUUAUUGUAACAAUGGAGAUGAAUUCUGCUAUUUGAUUUGGAAUCCACUCACCAGAAAAUGGCGUGAACUGUACGUUUCAGCAUAUGGAAAUGAUGAGCAUGAAUCUCAUGUUUUGGUAUGUGAAUCGUCAUCAUCCACCUGGAACACUAAUCCUGUUGGUUUCAAGGUGGUUUGUAUACCAGAAAUAAAAUUACCUGCAAAGAAAUUCUAUUUAAGAAUAUUUUCUUCUGGUACAGGUAAAUGGAAAAAUCAUAAGGUUUUGUGCUCAGAUAAAAUCACUAUGUUGUACGAAGACACGAAGAAAGUAGUUAGUGAUCAAAGUGAACGCUUGUACUGGAUUAUAGAAACAAAUAAGAUUAUAGCUUAUGAUAUCAAGAACAGGGUAGGGGGUUGUGGUGAGUGUAUGCUGAUUGAUUUGCCCAAGAACGAAGAAGAAGAUGACUACGGAUCACCCAGCGCUGCUCCGUCAUGUCUUACUGUGUCAGAAGGGUGUAUCUUUUACAUUAGAAUAGAAAGCAAGCAGAUGAAUGUUAGUAUUUGGCUGCUAGAGGAGGAAAAUGAUGACUCCAGUGAACAAUGGUCUUGGAAAGUAGUUCAAAAGAUUAACGUAAAUGAAAUGUUAGCAGGUUCUGACUGGAACAACACCAGGAUAACGAACUUGAAACCUUUAGGUUUUAGUCCGUUGGAUAGGAACGUUGUUUUCUUGCAGAGUGACGAAUACAUUUUUCAGUACAACAUAUUAACUAGAAGAUCACAAUUGCUCUCAAUUAGUUCUCAUUUACGUGGUCCUAUAUCAUCUUAUGAAUUUGAGGUGUUGCCAUUUCUUGCAACGUCGAAGCCGACAAUAAUUCCAGUGAUAAGAAGAGCAUAGCUGUUGAUCUUAAUGGGGGAAUUUCUGGAGCAAUGGGGAGCUUUAUAUAUACCAGAAAGCGUACGUAGUGUAGCUCAAGCAGAAGCAUGGGAUUUCUUGCGUGCUAUUCAUUGGGCCUCUGAACUAAAUUUACAGCAGUUCAUCUUUAAAAGGACGACCAGGUUGUUCUUGUUUUUUUUUUUUGCACCACUCCAGUAGUUCACUUGGAAGGAAAGUCAGUAGUAUUAUGUCUUUAAGGUUGUUGAAGAGUCAUGUGAUGUUGCAAGCAUGUGUUGUGCACUAUCUAUAUGGAGUCUGGUAGCAAAGUAUGU
Messenger RNA from Papaver somniferum (opium poppy), 4415 nucleotides. Its product is annotated as nucleolin 1-like. Bases 2968 to 4104 code for a protein of 378 amino acids. Gene Ontology annotation, molecular function: RNA binding. The transcript has 13 exons. The record is from RefSeq and is a predicted model, not a curated record. NCBI's taxonomy places the organism in Eukaryota, Viridiplantae, Streptophyta, Magnoliopsida, Ranunculales, Papaveraceae.